Messenger RNA from Trifolium pratense (red clover), 721 nucleotides. RefSeq names its product early nodulin-93-like. The record is from RefSeq and is a predicted model, not a curated record. NCBI's taxonomy places the organism in Eukaryota, Viridiplantae, Streptophyta, Magnoliopsida, Fabales, Fabaceae. The coding region runs from base 111 to 464 and encodes 117 amino acids. The transcript is spliced from 4 exons.
ACCAAAACAAACAUUAGUACAGAGUUUAGAUCUGAUUUUGAAGCAGAGGAAGUGUUAGCAAAAAGAAACAAAGUGUGUUUGAAGUGAAAGUGAUCAAGUAAGUGAAAGCAAUGGGAAUUCCAUCAGAACUAAGAGACAUGUGGGUGGCCAACAAAAAUACAAGUUUGUUCAUUGCUUCUCCUGCUGAAGAGCAAAAAAUUUUGAGGUCUAACCAAUGUACAGCUGAAGGUGUGCGUGCUGGAUUCAAGGGAGCUGGAAUUGGAUGUGUGGCCAGUACAGUACCUACAUUGGUUGCAGUUCGGAUGAUUCCGUGGGCAAAGGCAAACCUCAAUUAUACGGCUCAGGCACUUAUCAUAUCUUCUGUAUCCGUUGCAUCAUUCUUUAUCGUUGCUGAAAAGACUAUCAUGGCGUGUGCAAGAAAACAUUCCCUGCUGCUCGAAGAGUCUUUGAAGCAUGAAAAAUGAUGCAUGCAGUUGGUUUUUUAUUUCACGCCCCAUUCCUACCUUGAAUCUUAAGGAUCAAUCUCUAGUGAUUGGUUUCUCAACAUAAUUAAGUGCAAUUAGUAGUAGUUCCAAGAGAAAACUCAAUUGAGGGAAGAGAACCAAUAUUUCUUGCAAGCUGUGAAUCCUUCGCACGUAUAACAUGGUUAUAAGAAAAAGUUGUAGUAUGGAGCUAUUGUAAACUUUUUAGUUUCUAAUUGCUGUUUGAAUUUGAUGUUAAA